UCGAGCGUGACGGGGCAGGCAGGGUGCCGGUGCCGCCGCCGCCGCCAUGCUGCUGUCCUGUUUCCCGGAGCUGUACUUCAACGUGGACAGCGGCUACCUGGAGGGCCUGGUGCGCGGCUUCAAGGCCGGGGUGCUCAGCCAGGCCGACUACGUCAACCUGGUCCAGUGCGAGAGCCUGGAAGAUUUGAAGCUCCAUCUCCAAAGUACAGACUAUGGGAACUUCCUGGCAAACGAAGCCUCACCUCUCACUGUCUCUGUCAUUGAUGAUAAGCUCAAGGAGAAGAUGGUUGUAGAGUUCCGUCACAUGCGGAAUCAUGCUUACGAGCCUUUGGCCAGCUUCCUGGAUUUCAUCACCUACAGCUACAUGAUCGAUAACGUCAUUCUGCUGAUUACUGGGACACUCCAUCAACGCUCCAUUGCAGAACUGGUACCCAAAUGCCAUCCCUUGGGAAGCUUUGAGCAGAUGGAGGCCGUGAAUAUUGCCCAGACACCAGCUGAGCUAUACAAUGCCAUCCUGGUGGACACGCCCCUUGCUGCCUUUUUCCAGGAUUGCAUAUCUGAGCAGGACCUGGAUGAAAUGAACAUUGAAAUUAUACGAAAUACUUUGUACAAGGCUUACCUGGAGUCCUUCUACAAGUUCUGCAAGACCCUGGGCGGUACAACAGCAGAUGCCAUGUGCCCUAUUUUGGAGUUUGAAGCCGACCGGAGAGCCUUCAUCAUCACCAUCAACUCCUUUGGCACCGAGCUGUCCAAGGAGGACCGCGCCAAGCUCUUCCCCCACUGCGGCAAGCUCCAUCCGGAGGGCCUGGCUCAGCUUGCCAGGGCAGACGACUACGAGCAAGUCAGAACCGUGGCCAACUAUUACCCGGAGUAUAAGCUGCUCUUUGAAGGCGCAGGUAGCAACCCUGGUGACAAGACCCUUGAGGACCGAUUCUUCGAGCACGAGGUGAAGCUGAACAAGCUGGCUUUCCUGAACCAGUUCCAUUUUGGUGUGUUUUACGCUUUUGUGAAACUGAAGGAGCAAGAAUGUCGCAACAUUGUGUGGAUCGCAGAGUGCAUUGCCCAGCGCCACCGAGCAAAGAUCGACAACUACAUUCCCAUCUUCUAAGUAUUUCCCUUUGUCUGGCAAAGCCUGUAGAUGUUCUGGAUGGCGAUGCAGCCAACCUUCUUCAUCCCAUGCCUGGGGGAAGCUGGGGCCGGAGGGUCUCCACACACACACCCCCUUUGUUACUGCACUUACAGGACUCGUUGUGUCAGCCUGAGUAGAACGGGCUAAAUCGUUCUGUAUCUGUACAAGCUAGCUGUCUGUUUCAGAAGGCUUCUCAUCCUCUGCCAUCAUGGUGCCUCUGCAUGGGACACCUGUUGGUCAGCCUCAAGGAUCAUGUAUGGGCACACUGAGAGACCCGUUAGUUCCGUGACCACUCUUACCAUCUGCUGCCCAUCGCCACCAUCUUGUUAGAAGACAGAUGCUGUUCAAACCUAGGGCAGUGUAACUCUUCCGGGGCACCCUGGAAACAGCUGCUGAGUGUCUGGGCUUAGGAGGAGUCUUCUGCCUGAAAUGCUACUAGAAUGGCACCCCCCCCCACUCUCCUCUCCUCUCCUCUCCUCUCCUCUCCUCUCCUCUCCUCUCCUCUCCUCUCCUCUCCUCUUCUCUUCUCUUCUCUGCCUCCCUUCCUGCAUGGUCUCUCAGUUCCCCAGCAGAACAUUCAGUGCUGUGUUUGCUUGCUGGGUUCCACCCUGCCUCCUCCAGACGGUGGUCCUCACCUUGACCAGCACACCAGCUCUGCUCUUUUCGUCCCUCCUGCCAGGACGGUCAGUGGCAGCUUUUUCCAAGGGGCCCAAGGCCACCAGAAGGGUCUUCACCUGGAAUUCAGGCAUGGGAGCCACGGCCUCUCCUGGCUUUGGGGCUGAGGCAGAGAAUGGUCCAACGGUCUGUCUGGGAUGGCUCUUAGGGCCCAGCUGGGCAGGUGGUCUUCACCCCGCCCGCCUUUGGCCUCACCAGCGCCUGUCCUCCCACCAGAGGAACUGAAAAAGUUUCCCUUUGAAUUGGCCCACAGAGCUGCUGCUCCUCUACAGGAGUCCCGUGUUUCACAGGGCGCAGCACUAGGAGUCAUGCCUCUUGGUCCCCAUGGGGUGGGAGGGCUGUUUGUGACCAGCAGGUCUCCUACUCUCGAGCAGCAAAAAUGACCCAUCCAUCCCUGGGGCACCGCUCACCAGAAGAGGGGUUUGGCCUGCUCUGCCUGGCUCCCCAAGACGGUGGCCGCCGCCUCUUUGGGUGCCGUCGCCAGUUCUUCUGGGGCUUGUGCAAUGCUGCCCACUGCAGGGGGAACCCUCUUCAUGGUUUUCGUGGGUGAAGAGAGGCCAGCCCAAGUCUCUGUGUUUGCUCAGUGAUUGUGAUACUCCCCGUGUGUGACGUGCUGUGUAUCUUCCCUUAAGCCAUGGUAAUAAACGACUGAAUUACUGUUCCUA
This is a messenger RNA of Candoia aspera, 2469 nucleotides long. RefSeq names its product ATPase H+ transporting V0 subunit d1 (gene ATP6V0D1). Gene Ontology annotation, biological process: proton transmembrane transport; vacuolar acidification; vacuolar transport. Gene Ontology annotation, molecular function: proton-transporting ATPase activity, rotational mechanism. NCBI's taxonomy places the organism in Eukaryota, Metazoa, Chordata, Lepidosauria, Squamata, Candoiidae. Gene Ontology annotation, cellular component: early endosome; proton-transporting V-type ATPase, V0 domain; plasma membrane proton-transporting V-type ATPase complex. The record is from RefSeq and is a predicted model, not a curated record. The coding region runs from base 47 to 1108 and encodes 353 amino acids. The transcript is spliced from 8 exons.